UAAGCCACACUUGGAUAAAGGAUUCCAGUGGAGCGAGGAGGGACUUUCAAGUGUUGGAUCAGGGAGACCACAGGUCUGUGGUCCCUCAUACUGACACUCUGGACAGACUGGACAAAAGAGCAGAUAAGGAGAUGGACAGACGGAGCCAGAAGGAACACCAGGCCCAGGGCUGACACAGACCAACAUGACCUCUCCAUCUGGCUAUUUAACCUAAUCUGUACCUCCUGAAGACCGCUACAGGACGGAUGACUGAUCAUCGGGACUGAAAUCCAGCAGAAGUUGGAGGGAGUUCGCUAUGGAUAUAUACAAAUAUUUGAGCGUACUUUUCCUCACUCUACCUCCACAAGUUUGUUCCCAAGUUGGACCUCGUGCCCACGCUGAAGAGAGGCUGCUCCAGGAUCUGUUCGCACAUUACAAUAAGCUCUCCCGGCCUGUGGAAAACACUUCAGACACAGUGCUAGUCCACUUUGGCCUGUCUAUUGCCCAGCUUAUUGAUGUGGAUGAGAAGAACCAGAUGAUGACCACAAACGUAUGGGUCAAGCAAGAAUGGAACGAUUACAAACUCCGCUGGAACCCAGAGGAAUAUGAAAAUGUCACCUCCAUUCGUAUUCCCUCAGAGAUCAUCUGGAGGCCCGACAUUGUCCUGUACAACAACGCUGAUGGCGACUUUGCCGUAACUCACCUCACGAAGGCACACCUGUUUCAUGAUGGUCGGAUAAAGUGGAUGCCACCGGCCAUUUACAAGUCUUCAUGCAGCAUAGAUGUCACCUUUUUCCCUUUUGACCAGCAAAGCUGUAAGAUGAAGUUUGGCUCGUGGACCUAUGACCGCGCCAAGAUUGAUCUGAUCAGCAUGGCCAGCGAUGUGGAUCAGAUGGACUACUGGGAGAGCGGCGAGUGGGUGAUUGUCAAUGCAGUGGGCAAGUACAAUACCAAAAAGUACGAGUGCUGCACGGAGAUCUACGCAGACAUCACUUACUAUUUCAUCAUCCGGAGGCUUCCGUUGUUCUACACCAUUAACCUCAUCAUCCCCUGUCUUCUUAUCUCCUGUUUGACUGUUCUUGUGUUUUAUUUGCCAUCGCAAUGUGGAGAGAAGAUCACCUUAUGUAUCUCAGUGUUAUUGUCCCUUACAGUCUUCCUCCUGCUGAUCACAGAGAUUAUACCAUCCACAUCGCUGGUGAUUCCACUGAUCGGUGAAUACCUGCUGUUCACCAUGGUCUUCGUCACGCUCUCCAUCAUAAUUACUGUGUUUGUGUUAAACGUACAUCACCGUUCACCACAAACCCAUGGCAUGCCUCACUGGGUGCGGAGAGUGUUCUUGGACAUGGUGCCUCGAGUCCUUUUCAUGAAGCGUCCGCCAGGCACAGCCAAGCAGCACUGCAAGAAGCUCAUUGAGAUGAUGCACCGUCCCCCCACCAUAUCUACAACAGGCAACUCACAGGCCUUUUGGACGGGUUUAGAGACAGGGUUGAGACAAACAGCCCAGAUAGAGAAAAAACUCCCAAAGACUCCAUCUGACAGUCCCAGCAUCCUUGUCUGCUCACCCUCUCCACCCUCUUCCCCUCUUGAGGACCACAACAAGGAUGAUCACCCACCAAAAGCCAACAUUUUCUGCCAGUCCACAACCGGUCAGUAUUCAGUUCUCUCCGAGAAACAAUCCCUCCGAGGACACAACUCUGCGGCCUCAUCUUCUUCCCAACUGUCCUUGCCUCCAACUUUGCCACUGGGCCCACUACGCAGCCUAUCCAGGGAAGAACCAAAUACGCUGGCCCCAAAUGGCCGCUCCCACAGUGAAGAACAAGUGUGUGACCAACAGAAGGAGCUUCUCCAGAAAGCUGGGCAUCGGUGUCGCUCCCGCAGCUUUCAGUACUGCUGUCUGCACGAUGAAGGGCCUGGGCUCUUGGCAAUCGCAGGGUGGAUGAAGAAACAAGCUUCUACAGAUAACCUAGCAGAAACCCUCACCGCAGAGUCGACUAAAGAUGCAAGUACCCAACAGGACAACAUGGUUCCAACUAUUUCUCCAGCUAUGCAACGGGCCAUAGAGGGAGUUCAGUACGUCGCUGAUCAUCUCAGGGCAGAGGAUGCAGAUUUUUCAGUGAAGGAGGACUGGAAGUAUGUGGCCAUGGUCAUUGACAGGAUAUUCCUCUGGAUGUUUGUGAUGGUGUGUAUACUGGGAUCUGUGGGACUCUUUCUCCCUCCCUGGCUGGCUGGAAUGAUCUAGGAACGGGUGUCUGAGAACACUGACAGGAGACAUGUUGUUGUAUGUUGAAAAAAAAGGAAGAGAAAGACUUGUUUAUCACUUAUCUUUUUAUUUUAUAUUUUCCAAAGCAACUCCUUGGUUUUGCCCCAGGUUAUCUAAAGGUUACUCACAGAGAAACGAGAUGAAAUAUCUCUCAUUGAUUCCAGUGGGCAUAUAAAUUCUUUAUGAGGGCAAAAGGCCAACAGCGAAAAUACCUUUCCACACCACUCCAUUUUGACAUUGAGCUGUAAAGCUCAUUCUUCACCUUCUUUAAAAAAAAAAAAAA
Molecule: messenger RNA, 2522 nt
Organism: Epinephelus lanceolatus (giant grouper)
Lineage: Eukaryota; Metazoa; Chordata; Actinopteri; Perciformes; Serranidae
Product: neuronal acetylcholine receptor subunit alpha-4
Biological process (GO): monoatomic ion transmembrane transport
Cellular component (GO): postsynaptic membrane
Molecular function (GO): transmembrane signaling receptor activity; acetylcholine-gated monoatomic cation-selective channel activity
Source: RefSeq, a predicted model, not a curated record